This is a messenger RNA of Desarmillaria tabescens, 1533 nucleotides long. RefSeq lists its product as uncharacterized. Lineage: Eukaryota; Fungi; Basidiomycota; Agaricomycetes; Agaricales; Physalacriaceae. The coding region runs from base 1 to 1533 and encodes 510 amino acids. The record is from RefSeq and is a predicted model, not a curated record. The transcript is spliced from 9 exons. Gene Ontology annotation, molecular function: succinyl-CoA:3-oxo-acid CoA-transferase activity. Gene Ontology annotation, biological process: ketone body catabolic process.
AUGCUCGCUGUGCAGGCCCACUCCACCGCCAGGUUCACUGCGGCCACAUUCCGGGUAGCUUUCGUUUGCUCGGCCAGGAAAUAUAGCACCACCACCAGUAGUACGCCAAAGGGCAAGGUUUGGGAUUCAGUUGACGACGCCGUCAAGGACGUAAAGUCAGGAGAUGUUCUGUUGUGCGGAGGGUUCGGUGCUGCUGGCAUCCCAGAUACUCUUCUGGGUGCCCUGGCGAAGCGAAAGGAUGUUACGAACCUUACAGGUAUCUCAAAUAACGCCGGCUUCGGAGAUUCUGGCCUAGGGAAACUUCUCAACACGGAGCAACUGGGAAGGAUCGUCGCAUCAUAUCCAGGAGGGAAUAAGAAAUUCGAGGCCCUUUAUCUCAAGGGCUCAAUAUCACUCGAACUCGUACCGCAGGGAACACUCGCAGAAAGGCUCCGCGCGCACGCGGCCGGGAUUCCUGCAUUCUUUACUCCCACAGGCGCGUCAACGGCAGUUGAACAAGGUGCUAUAGCCGUCCGAUACAAACCCGGUGGCAUAUCGGCAGGCAUUGAAAUACCCGGUAUCAAAAAGGAGAGCCGAGAAAUUGGAGGCAGACGAUAUAUCCUUGAGCCUUCUAUUGCAGGCGAUGUCGCAUUCGUUAGGGCAUGGAAAGUUGACGAGGUUGGGAACUGCGUCUUCAGAUAUGCUUCUCAGAACUUCAGCACGGUCAUGGCGAAAAACGCGAAACUUACUAUUGUCGAAGCGGAAAACAUCGUCCCCAUCGGUUCCAUCUCCCCAAAUGCGAUUCAUCUUCCCGGUGUUUAUGUCGACAGAAUAGUGAAGGCAACGGCGCCCAAGACGAUUGAAAUCGUCACCCUCGCUACAUCUGGAGUGGAUGAAUCUACUCUAUCUCCCGAGAAAGCCGCCGCCCAAGCCCAGCGACGGUACAUCGCCAGCAGAGCUGCAAAGGAAAUCAAAGAUGGCUUCCACGUCAAUCUUGGUAUCGGCAUGCCCACACUUGUCCCGGAAUAUUUAGAAAAGGGCGUCCGUGUCUGGCUGCAGAGUGAGAACGGCAUUCUUGGAAUGGGACCUUACCCCACGAAGGAACAACUCGACGCGGACCUGAUUAAUGCCGGCAAAGAGACUGUUACACUCGUUCCAGGAGCUUCAGUAUUUGACUCUAGCGAAUCUUUCGCUAUGAUCCGCGGAGGCCACAUUGACAUUGCCAUUCUCGGUGCCAUGGAAGUCUCGCAAGCUGGAGAUAUCGCCAACUUUAUGAUCCCCGGAAAGAUGGUCAAAGGUAUCGGAGGAGCAAUGGACCUAGUCUCUAACCCCGACAAGACCAAGGUUCUUGUCACCAUGGAACACACCGCUAGAGAUGGACGUCCCAAGAUUCUCAAAGAGUGCUCGUUGCCGUUGACCGGAGCCAGGACCGUCAGCCAGAUUAUUACAGAGCUGGCUGUGUUCAACGUUGACCGUGCAAACGGUGGCCUCGAGCUCAUCGAUCUCGCAAAGGGAGUGACGCUUAGAGGAAGUGAAGGCCAAGACGGGAUGUGA